CCCACAUACAGUAUUAAAGACAAAUCUCAAUGCAAUAUCAGCAUUUAUGCUUUAGAAGAUACAGGUAAGUGCAACUGGGCCUUUGCUGCUGUCAAUAUCUCCUUCGGAUUGUAUCACCGUAUUUGUCUCUUGUCGAUACGGGACCUACCAUAAUCAUUGAAAUUAUUCCGAGCGAUCGAUACCUCUCCAUUGCCAACUUUAUCAUUUUAAACGACAAUAGUAACAUGACCUCCCAGCCUGCAAAGCUUAACCUUUUCGAAUUCCUCCACCUCAUCUCACCAAUCCAGCCGACCACCCCAAGUGGCUAUCCAUCCCCAUCAUUCAUCUGGCUCGGCAUUUGCGUCGCCAUAGUCAUUUUAGUCUGCAUCUUCGACUCCAUUAAAACCUUCCGCCGGUGCUUCUUCUUGUAGCACGAUGAACGACGCGGAGAAAAUUCGCCAGCGCCUGGUCCAAAUCGGAACCUCGCUCAACGAUCUCAUCAGAAGCAUCGAAAAUGCAGAGACUCUGCCGCCAUGGCCGGCAAUUCUUAGAACAGUCCAGCUCCUCACAAAUCCGUUGACAUCUCUAAGACCUGCCCUGCAGGCGCAAGUGCUGAAUUCUAUGCACGUGUACCCUGCGUCAAAGUUCCCGGGACGCACAGAAGAGAUGAUGCUGCAGCAACUGCUACGCAAGAAGCUUGACCCGAAAGUUGAGGAUUGGAUUACGUCCAUGUCAAAAGAGACAGACGGCGCACCACUCGGUGAGGGAGAUUCGACACAAGGUUUCAACGAUUCGAUGCUUGAAGAAUUGUGGGACUGGGCUGGGCCGGCCGCGAACGAGGUUGCCAAGGAGGUCCUUAUGCCCGAUGAGGAGGAUGAAGAGGAAGAAGAUGAGGAAAUGGCGGACGCGGAUGAAACUCGGGCUGGAGAAGCGCAGCAGCAGCAAACCACCGUCCCCGGAAUGUCUUUGGAGCAGGUGUUACGGUUCACAGUCAUGGGCCAACAAUGACGAGGUUUCAACAUAUGAUUCCCGUUGGAACAAGGUCUUUGCAUUCCAGCCACGACGCCAUGAAAAAACAUCAUGUCGAGCCCAUCACCUGGUGAGACACCUGCUAGUCCAGUUGGACCUGCUGUUGGUUUCCCAGCCCUACCAGUCGUAACGGGGAAGAAUAUUAG
This is a messenger RNA of Eremomyces bilateralis CBS 781.70, 1154 nucleotides long. RefSeq lists its product as uncharacterized. The coding region runs from base 415 to 987 and encodes 190 amino acids. Gene Ontology annotation, molecular function: RNA polymerase II cis-regulatory region sequence-specific DNA binding; transcription coregulator activity. The transcript has 3 exons. Gene Ontology annotation, cellular component: core mediator complex; mediator complex. The record is from RefSeq and is a predicted model, not a curated record. Gene Ontology annotation, biological process: regulation of transcription by RNA polymerase II. NCBI's taxonomy places the organism in Eukaryota, Fungi, Ascomycota, Dothideomycetes, Eremomycetales, Eremomycetaceae.